AUGGCUUUCGGAGCUAAACCUCACAACUCCCUGCGCAUCAAAGGUGUUCUCCUCGAUGAGACCAUUUCCACCCUUUUGAUUGAAGAUAUUGGACACCUGGCCGAGGUAUUUGAGAAGUUCGCAACCAUAGCGGGAAAGAACACACCAAAAAAGACAAUGGCUGAAAGCGAGAAAUCCCAAAUCGAGACAGCGCACAAAUACAUUGACGCGAUGCAUCAAGGUCUCACGGCUGACCGCCUCGUUGACCCACCGUUGUGGGUGCAAUCUCGAGAGCAGCUCCGAAAGGACGUCUUCCAAAAUCAAGACUUCUCGUCAGGGUCUGAUGAAAGUCCACCUUCGUGGUGGCUCGCUUAUAAGAGCUUUAUAGACGUUUGGUGGCUAGGAACGAAGCUGUUUCUGACGAACCAAGGCCACCCGGGUGUUUGUAAAUGGGAGGUUCAAUCGGGCGAGGCUAUUUUCGUACCUCUUGGGUGUCUUUCUCCCAUAGCUGUUCGUCCAACAGUCCCCGGGGGAAAUACGUUCCAAGUAGUUGGCCCCGUUUUCCUUGAUGGCGUAAUGGACGGAGAGGCCUUUCUUGGCAAACUUCCAGAUCGCUGGAGUGUCCAGUAUGACAUUUCGGCUGGAUCUGUUCGUGACAAAGUCCUCUACAAGAAUCUGGAGACAGGUACUAUCGGCAAUGCAGACCCCCGUUUGGACAAGGUGCCACUUCCGCAAGAAUGGGAGCCACUGACUUGGACCCGAGGAAGCAUCGACCCGAGAAUCUGUUGCCGGUUCAGGAACAAGCUUACUGGAGAGUUGACCAAUUACGAUCCGAGGAUGACGAGCGAGGCUCUCAAAGAGCGGGGCGUAAACAUCAAGGAGAUUAUCCUGGUCUGA
This is a messenger RNA of Diaporthe citri, 876 nucleotides long. RefSeq lists its product as uncharacterized. The transcript is spliced from 2 exons. Lineage: Eukaryota; Fungi; Ascomycota; Sordariomycetes; Diaporthales; Diaporthaceae. Bases 1 to 876 code for a protein of 291 amino acids. The record is from RefSeq and is a predicted model, not a curated record.